Molecule: messenger RNA, 3093 nt
Organism: Exaiptasia diaphana
Lineage: Eukaryota; Metazoa; Cnidaria; Anthozoa; Actiniaria; Aiptasiidae
Product: E3 ubiquitin-protein ligase TRIM71
Exons: 1
Coding region: 31-2202 (723 amino acids)
Biological process (GO): positive regulation of DNA-templated transcription
Cellular component (GO): chromatin; nucleoplasm
Molecular function (GO): ubiquitin-protein transferase activity; protein binding; zinc ion binding
Source: RefSeq, a predicted model, not a curated record
AGAGAAGAUUUUUAUUAAUUGAAACACAAAAUGGAGUCAUUUGUCGAGGAUCUAAAGCUUCAAGUCCAGUGUUCUCUGUGUAAAGAGACAAUGUUUGAACCUAAGUUGUUACAAUGUUUUCAUACAUUCUGUAAGACUUGUAUCAAGACUAAUACACAACUUGAUGGUCAAGUCAACAUCUUCAAGUGUCCUCAGUGUGACUCAUCAACCGAGCUCAAAGAACUCAACGACGUGGAAGACUUAGAGAUCAGUCCCAUACACUCAAGAAUCUUGCAAGUCUUGUCAUCUGUUGAAAACCAGAAAGUUUGCUUUGUUUCUGCCAGCCAUAGCGAUGCAUUGUGGCAAUGUCUUGACUGUGAUCGCUCGUUCUGUGAUGAAUGUUCAACCAGUCAUUCUAUAUUCACUAAAGACCACAAAGUUCUUGCGUUGUCUGAGUUAACAAAUGAAGACAUCAAGGCUAUGCUUAACAAAGAAAGUCCUUGCAAAACACACGCCAACCAAGAUGUUGAAUGGCACUGUCGAGACUGCGACGAGCUGAUCUGUGUGAAAUGCUUGAGAGAAAACCAUCACAAUGACCACAAGAUAACAUCACUACAGGAGUUUAUCACUGCUAAGAAAGAUGUUCUGUCUAAGAAUCUCCAAGAAAUCGAAAAAAUGGAUAUUGACGAGAAAGAAAAGAAACAACAAGAACAAAUUGCACUUGAUAUCAAACGUGACGGAGAAAAAGCUCAAGAACAAGUCAAGAAACUAACCAAAAAGCUUGUGAAAAAAAUAAUUGAUCACGAGCAAAAACUUUUGAAUGGAAUUCAGAAGAGCAUAACGAAGGCUGACAGGAAUUUACGCAUAAUACGUCACACUCCAGCAGCACAAGAGUACAUCAAAUACUUCAUACAAAAUGGAACAGCAAGUGAAAUCAUUGACCUCCGAUCAGACGCAGAAUGUUUGAAAACGUUCACCUACGACGCAUUUGAAAAAGAUUUUGGCGAAAUGAAAUUUCAACCCAAUGAAGAACUUUGUGAACAAGUGGAUACUGGUGUAGGACUUGUGCAAUCAUUCAAAAAAGUCGACGCAAACAACAGCUCAUUAGCAGUCGAACCAAACUCCCUGAAAUUGGGAAGAACAUUUGAAGCUAUGGGAAAAGGCAGUUUAACGGUGACACUUAGAACCUAUAAAGGUGAACUUUGUGACCCGCAACUGGAUGACGUUACAGUACACAUCACUCCUGAAGAUGACGUGACAACUGGAGAGAAAGAAGUGACUGCUGACGGCAAGAUCAAAGUAAUCUUCAGUCCACAUGUUCCUGGUCAGUUGACAGCAGAGGUUCAAGUACAUGGAAAUCCAGUAUCCAACAGUCCACUAGUGAUGGAUGUCAAACCACAACACAUUAAGGAAAUGACCACAAAGUCAAAGCUGAAAAACGCAUUGAAUACAGGAUCAAAGGAAUUUUCAGGUAUUGCAGUAAAUAAACCCAACACUAAGAUUGCUGUAGCAGACUCGAAGAAAAACUGUGUCAGAGUGUUCAACAUGGAUGGGGAUUUGCUACUGUCAUAUGGUAGUAAAGGCAGUGGAGGGCAGUUUAAGCAUCCACAAGGUUUAUCAUUUCUCGAUGACACAGAUUUAGUCAUAGCUGAUUGUAAUAAUCAUAGAAUAUGCAUAGUGGACACAACGUCUGGUAUGCUUGUUAGAACCUUUGGUUGUCAAGGCAACAUGGAUGGCCAGUUCAACGGCCCACGUGGAGUACAUGUUGAUGAUGAUUCUAACAUCAUUGUGUGUGAUCRWGRYAAUCAUCGCGUUCAAGUGUUCACAAAGAAUGGUGACUAUCUAUAUCAGUUUACAAUACCAGGAGAAGACAACCCAUAUGAUGUAGUUAAACACAAUGGACUGUUUUACGUCAGUAUUGAAGAGUCAGUGGUACACGUGAUUGAGAUGAAAGACAACCAGUCACAAACUACAGUAAACACUAUUGGUGGGGAGGACUACACAGAUGGUCGGCUGCACGAUUCUCUUGGUCUAGCUAUUGACAUUGACAACAGUCUUCUGGUGUGUGAUUUUAAAUCUAUGAAAGUUUUUAAGUUUACAUUAGAUGGUCGCUAUGUUGGAGAGACAAAUGAGCUCAAUUUUCAGCCUCACUACAUAGCAGUGAAUGACGGACAGAUUAUUUGUAGCUCAUAUUACACUGGUGCUGUACGUUUUUAUAUUUAGCUUCAAAGGUAUAAUCUCAGAUUAGCAUUUUUUGCUUCGCAAUAGCCAAUAAUAACAAAAAGAUAUGAUAUUUUGCUGAAUCAUCAUUUAUCAUACAGAAAUUUAAAAUUUAACAAAACUUAUAUUUCGGUAAUCUUUACUAUGUUAUUGGAACUAAAAUACAAUAAACCAAUCAUCACUAAUCUUCUGUUGUACUCACCCAGUCAUCUCAACUACUUCACCCACGGCACCGUGUGUCCUCCUUCUCUUCAGUAUAGGAAUUUUCUGCAAUGAACCUGAGAAUACAAUUGUCAAUUAACAAAUGAUGUCAGGAAUUAAUAUAUCUCAUAUCUAAAUUUUGUAGCCAAGUUUGACAGAUAUCAUUCUUGUUGUUGAUUCUAGCUAACAAAGGUAAUUUUGAAGGCCUAUCUACUUUUAUUCGCGAAAACAUUUGCGAUCAUUCUUUUUUUGUAUGCCGAGAUUGGCUUUCUGAUUUGCUCAAAAACUAUCCUACAAGCACGCGUGAUGAUGAUCCUUUGCAAAGAAAAAAAAAACAUUUGAAAAAAAAAUGAAUAAAAGUUAAAACUGAAAUUGAAAUUGACUAUACUAGAUCGUCCAUUAGCUCUUCAAUUUUGCCGUGUUCGUUUUCAUUGGGAAUAAAGCCAAAACGUCCUCGGAUCCAUACAUGAUGCGACCCUUCAUUCAAACAACGAUGCAGUGUCUCUUUAAGGAAGACAAUCUGAAUACCCAACUUUCGAUAUUCUGGUUGAAUGGUCACGUACAAAAGAAUUGAAGACGAGGCUCCGAGGAAACAAAAGAAUUAUCCAGAAUAUCGAGAGUAGACUAUCUGGUCGGACAGCUAUAGAGUGGUUUCCUCAUAAGAUCAAGGUAUACCUACUAUAUCGAACAAUA